This is a messenger RNA of Trypanosoma brucei brucei TREU927, 996 nucleotides long. RefSeq names its product proteasome regulatory non-ATP-ase subunit 10 (gene Tb927.8.570). Gene Ontology annotation, biological process: proteasome-mediated ubiquitin-dependent protein catabolic process. Bases 1 to 996 code for a protein of 331 amino acids. Gene Ontology annotation, molecular function: polyubiquitin modification-dependent protein binding. Gene Ontology annotation, cellular component: nucleus; cytosol; proteasome regulatory particle, base subcomplex. The record is from RefSeq and is a predicted model, not a curated record. The transcript has a single exon. Lineage: Eukaryota; Euglenozoa; Kinetoplastea; Trypanosomatida; Trypanosomatidae.
AUGCCUGAGGCUUGCUUUCUCUGUCUAGAUUCCUCGGAGUUUAUGAGAAAUGGAGAUCAACAUCCCAAUCGUUUCUUUGUUGUACAGGAGGCGGCAACUUUGUUGGCCAAUGCGAAAACAUCAGCCAACGCUGAGAACACUGUGGGUUUCUUGACACUCGGAGGCAAUGCCUGUACAGUCUUUGAAACCCUCACCUCAGAUGUGGAUCGCGUUAUGUCCACCAUGUCGAAGAUUUCAAUCAGUGGAAAACAAUGCCACUUUUCCAAAGGGCUGCAAAUUGCGUGCCUUGCCUUAAGCCACCGAACUAACCCGCGUGCAGAAAAACGUAUCGUCGCCUUUAUUGGUACUCCGCUAGGAGAAACAGACGGUGAGUUGGAGAAGUUGGCGAAGAAACUUCGUAAAGAAAGCGUAGCAGUCGAUGUUGUAAGUGUAGGUGUACCUUCGAACGUUCCGCGCCUGACUGCAUUCGUUGAGAGGCUCAGUAAUAAUGGAAAUUCACGGUUCUUAAGCGUACCAGCUAAAGUUCCUCUCAUUGACAGUUUGAUGUCGAGCGCCAUAUUUAUGGGGGAGGACAGCAGUGUAAGUGGAGGAGGCUUCAAUGGUUCUUCUGCAGGUUUCUCCGUGGAUCCGACCAUGGACCCGGAAAUGGUGCUCGCCAUUCAAAUGUCGCUUGAAGAGGAGGAGCGACGUCAGGCGGCGGCGGCGGCUUUAAAUUCUAAUGCUGCUGAAAGUGAAACGGUGGAGAGAACGGAUAUAAACAUGGAUGAGGAGGCACUAAGCCUGGAAAAUAUGACCGAAGAGGAGAUGUUACGUCGGGCGUUGCUUUUGUCUCUUCAGGAGGCUAAUAAAGGACAGGCUGCGGCGGGGUCAAACGCAACAAAUACUGCCGAUGACGAGGCUUUUGCAAAUGAGUUGGAGAAAGAGUUAGAGCGACAGAGCAAGGAAGAAACUCUACAGGGUAAGCACGACGAUCAGAACGAAGAGAAGGAGGACUAA